This is a messenger RNA of Drechmeria coniospora, 642 nucleotides long. RefSeq lists its product as uncharacterized. The coding region runs from base 1 to 642 and encodes 213 amino acids. The transcript has a single exon. Lineage: Eukaryota; Fungi; Ascomycota; Sordariomycetes; Hypocreales; Ophiocordycipitaceae. The record is from RefSeq and is a predicted model, not a curated record.
AUGAGAAGGAACAAAUCCAGCAGCAGAUCAAGAAGAUCCAGCAGUUUCAGUAACUUCAGCAGCAGCUCUAGCAGUAGCUUCAGCAGCAGCUCCAGCGGUAGCUUCAGCAGCAGCUCUAGCAGUAGCUUCAACAGCAGCCUUAGCGGUAGCUUCAGCAGCAGCUCCAGUGGUAGCUUCAACAACAACUCUAGCAGUAGCUUCAGCAGCUCCAGCAAUAGUUCUGACGGCAGCAGCAGCUUAAGCAGAUCCAGCAGCUCGAGCGGCUCCAAUGGGUCCUCCAGCAGGAACGAUAGUAGCGGCGGCGGCGGCUCCAGCAGCACCAGAAACAGCUACGACAGGAACUACGACAGUAGCAUUGGCAGUUUGAGCAGAUCCAGCAGCACCGGAGACAGCUACGACAGAAACUACGACAGUAGCAUUGGCAGUUUGAGCGGAUCCAGCAGCAAUAACAGCGCCUCCAACAGCAGUAACGUCAGAGGCGGCUCCGGCAGGUUUUCCAUCAGCAACAAUAGUAGCAGCAGAUACAGAUCGAACAGCUCCAGCAACUCUAGCUGCUGCUGCUGCAACGAAUACUUGACCAACAGAUAUAGCGAUAGCGACCUGCACAAGAUGCCCUACUUCUUAUACUACUCUAUCCUCUAA